UGUUCUUAGAGAAGGUUUACCAGUUGGAAACUUAUUUGUUUCCUAACCGUGAUUUUAUACAUACUCCCAUAUCUUCUUACCUGACUUAACUGUAUGUGCUCAGUGAACUGUUAAAGCCUGGACUAAUUUAACACACUGUUCUGUUUUUUGAUUGAAAUCGAGCAGGGACUUAGCCGUACAGACGUCUUUUGUUUUCUUAUUAGAAAUAUUUUGGAAGAGUGUGCUGUGCUGUUUUUCUGUAGAUUUUUGUUCUCUUAACUAUUACGUUUGCGAGGAGUUGAUCAGCAUUUUAAAAGCCAUUUGAGUGGAAUAAACAUUGGUGGUUGUCGAAGCAUAUUUGUGGAUUUAAAUAAUCACCCAAAUAUUGAUGGCUCUUUUAAUUGCUGUGCUGGUUGGGUGAUAGAGACAGUGGCGUUUCCCGUUGGCCUCAUAUGACCUUGUUCGGGAUUACAUAUAGAUAGUGGGCCUGUGUAAGCGGGGCACAGAUAACCAGACGAGUUGAAAUUUGAACAUCUGACACCAUAUUACCAGUACAGCGCAGUGAACUGACUUAGUUUUACCCAGCAAGACAGGAUAUUACAUAUCAAGAGUUUUCCGUGGAAUAUUACAUACCACUGACAUUGUGUUGUACAAUUAACUUUACGUACACACGCUGGAAUCUGAUUGUGCCAUGUAUAUAUUACUGUAAACAUACCCGAGUGGGUCAAUAUUUCACUGGUAUUGGACAGGAGGUCAUAUUCUUGGCUGUUUCAACAGUAGAUAAAUAUUCUCUACCUGAUAUGGAAUGUGCAUAAUUUAUUUGAAACUCGGGAGAUUUGAAGUAAAUGGCUUGAAGAGGGAAAGAUAUUAAUAAAUGGUUUUAGAUCUUCCCACCUCGUAUUUGACACUUAAGUGUUUAUGACACACGUUGGAUCAUAGAUCCUAAGAAUGCAGUGACUGUACCAGUGUAAGAGUGUGCCAGUAGCAUAUGUAGUGUUGUUCAAUGAUCUAAUCGUUUCGGUGUUGUUAUUUGUGUAAUUCAGUUGAAAGUGCUUCGUCUGGGAAAUAUUUCAUCAGCUCAAGGAUUAGAAACCAAAAAAAAUCUCUUCACUCAAGGGACUUAAACCUGUAGUUUUACUUUGCUUCCAACUUAUGUGAUGCAAGUAGUAGUUUUAUAUAUAGAAAAAAAGGAAUCAUGAAUAGCAUCAUUUACGACGAUUUCCAAGAUUGGCUAUAUAAUCCCCAUCCAGUGAGUACUGUUCAUCAAGGGGUUUUUCCGCCCGUGGUCAGUAGCACCCCGAUGAUCUCCCCUCCCCACCAGCACCCCGGCCAGCAGCAGAGGGAGAGUAUGGACACCAGCGAACCCAUGCAAGUGUCCACCACGGGGGAUACCUACAUGGACUGUGAUUCAUCUGAGUACUAUGGAAGGGACGCAGCUUCCAAGAGAGAACAGAAGAGGCGACCCAAACCUAAAGAUGGCACCCUGCUCGUCUGUGGGGUGUGUGGGGAUAAGGCGCUGGGCUACAACUUCGAUGCCAUUACCUGUGAAUCCUGUAAGGCUUUCUUCAGGAGAAAUGCCUUAAAAACAAAGGUUUUUGCUUGCAGCUUUGAUGGCAAUUGUAAGCUUGACACCCACACACGAAAAUUUUGCUCUGGCUGCCGUCUUAAGAAGUGCUUUGACAUCGGCAUGAAGAAGGACUGGAUUCUAAGUGAAGAUCAGUUGGCAAAGCGUAGACAGAAGCUUACAAAGCAGGAUCGAGCCAAACUUCGUAAGAUAGAAGAGCCAGGAUGUCCGGUCACAGCUUGUCCAGAAGUGUCCACCAGCAACUACCACUCGGACGAGUCGUCGUCUUACAACCAAUCCCCUCCCACAGAGUUAUCUCCCUUCAAAUCAGAAAUGGAUGAUGAUGACUACCCAAGACCGUUGCCCGAGGACAUCCGCAAAGAAAUUCAGAAUUUGGAGGAGCAGUACGCAGCGGUGUUUGACCAGCCAUACAAUGAGACCCAAUUUAGGAAACUGACAGAAAGUCCCCGGUCAGCUAAUGACCUUUUCAAUUUAACAGACAUAUUUAUUCGUAGAUUGAUCAAGUUUGCCAAACAUGUACCAGAGUUCAAGCAGCUACAGCAGGAAGACCAGAUUCAUUUACUUAAAGGAGGCAUCAUGGAAAUUAUGGUUUUGCGUUCAGUGAUGGGCUUUGAUUCACAGUCCAUGGGAUGGAAAGUGAGAGGAGGGUUAUCGCAAAAUAAUAAAAUAUGUGAAACACAACUUAGCCCAGAAAUGAUCAAAACGAUGGACACCCACAUGUAUUCAGACCAUGUGAAAUUUGUCAUGAGUCUAAAUCAACUCACAAAAGCCAACAAAACCAUAUUGACCCUACUAUUCGUGAUUGAAUUAUUUUCCUCAGACAGACCAUGUCUCAAAAACAAGGAGUUAGUGGCCAAGGGACAGGAAAAGUUUUCUACCUGGCUUCAAGCCUACCUGGAGUCCAUUUAUCCCGUCAGCGAAGCCCGACAGCUGUAUCCCAAGCUUCUAAUGAAGCUACUGGACGUGAGAAGUCUGGGAGAGUCCAGUGCUCAACUGGCCUCCCACCUUGAUAUUACACGACUCGAACCACUGCUAGUGGAAAUCUUCAGCUUACAAAAGUGACAUAAAAUGGCACAAAAAAAUGUGAGGUUAAACAGGAGUAAACAAACAGUAGUAUGUUUUUACAUCAACGACCUUGUACAAUAUGGCAUCAUCGUGCUCUUAAUGUUGUCUUCUUGUUCUGAAGCACCAGGCUCAGGCAGCUAAGCUAUUAUUAUUGUCUUGGGAUGGGGAGUAGGUUGGUAAGGAUAGAAUUAUUCCUACCACAAUUAGGACCAAGACUUCAUGUAUGAAUGAAUUGCAAGUCUGUAAUAUUAUAGGAAAUUUAGCAUGCUGUCUUGUAUUUAACAAAGCUGUGUGGUUAUCUAGUGAAAUACAAAGCUUAUUUUUAGCAAAGAUACUUUACAAAUUAAGAUGAGUUAAUCCAAUUUUAUUUCCUUUAAAAAGGGGGGUACAGAUUAAAAUUAACUCCCCAAGGAGGGAUUAAAGAAGCUAAAAUUUUCAUGAUUUGUAGGCUUGCUAUAAGUAGAGAAUAGUGCAUUUUCGGAAGCUUUUGUGUGUUAUAGUUCUUGCCUAGGUUUGUGUAAAGACAUUUCAGUGGCAUGAUCUUGACUGUUGAGCCUCAGGGAGGACAAUAAAAUGUUCAGGGAAUCUUCAGGCUCGGCAGCACCUACCUCUAGAGUAUACUCACAAUGUAUUACCCAUCAGCCACUGCAACAUUUCCCAUCAUUCACUGCAGUAUCCUGCUUUCUGUUUUCAUGUUCAGCUUUGUGUUUAAUUGCUAUCAUAGUAAAUUGCUUAUUUUUCAAAAACAAUAAGAGCUGAUGCUGUUUGAUCUGCAUUGCUUUGUGUGUGUAUAAAUCAAUUGUAACAUAAACAAAAAAAAACAUAUCCCUAGAAUCUAUUGAAUAUAGCAUAUCUUAUUGUCGAUAACAUUUUUAAAAAAAAUUCAGUGAACUUGUAUAUGUUGUAGUUUACAACUGGAAGUACUGUCAUUACACAAUGAUCAUUGUUGCUAAGGUCAUUUCACACCAGGUGAAAUACGUCUGUUUGUUUGUGUGUAUACAUAGGCUUCAUCUCGUUCAUAGAGAACUUACAACCUUGAAUGGCAGAAUUAUUAGGUGACGUACAUCACAAUUCAAGACACAGCAAGAAAACUGGGUCCCAAUAGUGUAAUAUUAACAGAGAACAUAUCUAUUGAUUUUUGUCCCGUUUUGACGUAAGUGAUUAUUGAUCUGCCUUUACGACCCAGCUUGGUCAAAGGUGCAAAAUAUCAAGGUUGUGGGGAGCGAAUCUACUGCCUUAUUAUAUGUGUACCGGUUAUAGUGUGGUUUAUGGCAUGCUUGAGAAUGGUGCUUGAAUGCUAUUUUGUGUGUUUGUUCAAAUAUGUUCUCGUAAAAUAGCCUACCCUAAGGUGGUAGAGUGAAAUGUUUGCUCUGUAUGUGUUGAAGAAUUUGUUAUAUUUAUGACAGGGAACACUGUCUUUUUUUAUUGCAUUCGCCAUGUGAAUGUACCCUGUUUGCUUAAUAGGGCAAAUAAACAACAUCUUAAAUUGUUCAGAUUCUAGUUUAACUUUUGUAUAAGGGGUGAUAUUAAUAUUGAUAGUACAGAGUUUUUAAAGCUCUGCUCAGUUGUUCCUAGUUAUGAAAAAAACCCAGGAGUUGUUAUGUGACGAAUAUCAAUUUGCACUAAAAAUUAUUUUACUUUUAACUGAUUUCAAAUCAAGACAUAAUGAAAUGAAUAGAAUUUUAAAAUUCAUCUGAAAUGUAUUUGAGGGAAUGUAAUUAUCGGGCUUAUAGUCAAUAAGUACAUGUAUUGAUUUCGACUUUAUUUACUGUAGAUAGUAGUAAAUUAGUAAGGAGAGAGAAAAAGAAUGUAAAAAUCUUAUCAUCUCAGUAAGUUUUAUCAGAUACAUUAAUUAAAUAUGCUGCAUGCACACAUUGUCCAUGUUCACUGUUGUGACACUGUGUACAAGGCAUUUAUUCCACUGUGAUCUAAAAAUGUUUCCGGUGGAUCAAAGUAUAUCUGCACCAUGGAGGUGACAUUUGGAGAAAAACAAUAUUGGUCUAUGUUUUAGAAAGAGACCCUGAGGGAGAAAACUAAUGUUAUGGAUGUCAUAAUUUUAUAGUCUGUUGUGUACUGUUGUUACCUUUAACCAAAAUGAAUUCUGAUUUUUAAAGAAUGAGAAAAAAUUUAAAAGAUAAAAUUGAUUUUAUUCAAUAUUUUCUACAUGAUAAAAGUGCUAAUAUUUAAAGUGUUUCUGUAGCAAAUGUUAUUUGUAGACAUGUUUUGUAUUUACCUUAUUUGUUAAUAUUGGCUUUUUUAAAAUAAAAUAUUUUUAUUGCCAAAAAUUAUACAAAAUAACAUUUUAUCCAUGACUAUGUACUUGUAUUGAAAGUAGCUCAAAUUUACUUUUUGUAAACUUAAUGUUAUACAGUGUUAUACAGGUUUUUACAUUAGGGAAAAACAAGAAUAUUGUUUUCAAUUCUCUAUUGUCAUGGAUAUUGUAAAAACCUUUUAUCAUUUUUUGUGUAUCCACACUAUAAAAUUGUUUAUAAGGUUAUAAUAUUGUGACGCUCAAAAAAGCAUAAAAAUAAAAAAGUAUGGGUGACAACAAAAGAGGUUAUUUUUGUAUUUCUUUGGGGAAGGGGGAUUCAAUCUCACACACGUUGUACUUGUUUGGUGCAUUCAGUGAUAUAUAUUGAGGUAUCUUGAUCUUUAAAUAAGAGAGGUAACUCUCACUGGAAUUCAUGGCUCAUUCAUUUAAUUUAAAAACAAAUCAGGAUAAAAGGUGAUUUUGUCAAAAUUUGCCUCUUAAGAUAUGCUUAUUUUUUUGACGUAGUUUAUUAUCAAAUAAAGCCAAAUUUUAGAUGUUAGCAGAGGGAUGCUGAAUCAAAAUAAAGCGCCACAUAAAAACGUUUCUUUUGCUCCUUUUUAUUUCUUUGUAGCUCAGUCUGGUGAAUUUUUAAAGAUAUUUUUUAUAAAUUUCUUAUAGAUGAGGAUAAAUCACAGAUCCUGGAAGCGUUGCAUAAGUUAAGAGAAUUUUAUGCCUUCGUAUUUUUAUCGUGUUUUAGUAUGAGCCAAAGACGUACAACUAUCUACAUUGUGUUUUGGUUUAUUCCGUUCUCAAGUAUGCUCUAGAUCUAUUAUGAUUCACAUCUGCACAUGUAGAAAGAUAAAGUGUUUAUUAAACAUGACCUGACGACCUUAGCAGGUGUUUGAUUUGUGUUGUUCUAUAUAUAGGAAAUUGGUUAAAGUAUACCAUACAGUUAUUUGUUAAGGUAUACUAUACAGUAAUUUGGUCUCUACUUCUCUAUGGACAUUAAAAUCUCUAAUAUGUUGUGUAUUGGUUGACAGAAAGCUCUAACAGUAUUUGGCAUUGAUUAAAAACAAAACUAUUGAAGACAUCAAUUUUGCAUCAGUUUUACAUUUUCAGGAUCUGGUUCAUUUAUCUGAAUAAGAAACUAAGUUAAUGAA
Saccostrea cuccullata (small rock oyster) is the source of this 6040-nucleotide messenger RNA. RefSeq names its product nuclear hormone receptor HR96-like. The transcript is spliced from 5 exons. Gene Ontology annotation, biological process: negative regulation of transcription by RNA polymerase II; cell differentiation; positive regulation of transcription by RNA polymerase II. The coding region runs from base 1175 to 2626 and encodes 483 amino acids. Gene Ontology annotation, molecular function: RNA polymerase II cis-regulatory region sequence-specific DNA binding; zinc ion binding; nuclear receptor activity. The record is from RefSeq and is a predicted model, not a curated record. NCBI's taxonomy places the organism in Eukaryota, Metazoa, Mollusca, Bivalvia, Ostreida, Ostreidae.